Molecule: messenger RNA, 2350 nt
Organism: Pecten maximus
Lineage: Eukaryota; Metazoa; Mollusca; Bivalvia; Pectinida; Pectinidae
Product: doublesex- and mab-3-related transcription factor A2-like
Exons: 2
Coding region: 190-1299 (369 amino acids)
Biological process (GO): sex differentiation; regulation of transcription by RNA polymerase II
Cellular component (GO): nucleus
Molecular function (GO): DNA-binding transcription factor activity, RNA polymerase II-specific; RNA polymerase II cis-regulatory region sequence-specific DNA binding; protein binding
Source: RefSeq, a predicted model, not a curated record
UAAAAAGACCUCAGUCUAUGACAAGCCAAGUUAACGAACGGAGGUAGUCUUUUCACGCACUUAACCAAUCUUCACUGGAAUAUCACUGUUGACGAUGACAAAACCUCUUUAACUUAAACAAUCACGCACUAUUUCAGAAUAUACAUUUAGCAGUCAGAUCGAUCAGCUUAUUUUAUCAAUUUAAACAAAAUGAGUUCGGAUGAUGAAAAAAGUGAUGGAGCAAAUGGGAUGUUCAUGCGAGCAGCAGAUAGAUACCCCAGGACACCAAAAUGUGCCCGCUGUAGGAACCACGGUGUGGUAUCAGCACUGAAGGGCCACAAACGGUACUGCCGCUGGAGAGACUGUGUUUGCGCAAAAUGCACCUUAAUAGCAGAAAGACAGCGCGUGAUGGCGGCACAAGUUGCGCUCAGGCGCCAACAGGCGCAGGAGGAGAAUGAGGCACGCGAACUUGGGAUGCUGUACGGACAAACUGGAUUGCUUCAGAUCAAUCCUGAAACUGUCAGCAUGUUUCCCGAGGCCAAACAAUACCUAGAAAGUAACAAGGUCAGAGACUCAUCUGACGAAUAUCCUGCCACAAAAAAGCAGAAAAUUGAGGAUCACAGGGAGGAAACACAACAAGAGACUGGCCGACCGGACUCAAGAUCUUCAACACCAGAUGGCGUUGACCGACCUAGGUCCCCCGAUGAUUCUGCGGGGUCCCCUGAACCGUCCCCAAGGUCGUGUGAUCCUCCAAGCCCAAGAAGUCCCACCUCAAAAUCUGACUCUAAAUCUCCCUUUGAUGAGAGCACUCUCGCCCACUAUGGCGGAAACAAACGUCAGCCGAUUGAGAUGUUGUCUCGUAUCUUCCCGCAUAUGAAGCGAAGCGUACUUCAGCUGAUUUUACAGGGCUGUGGUGGUGACGUUGUGCAAUGUAUAGAGCAAAUUCUAAACAGCCAUGGCGAAGCGAGCGGUAUGUCAUCACACUUUGCCGGAAGUCCUUUAAUUACCCCUCAUGGUAUAUCAAAUCCUCUUGGUGCCCCAUCUCUUAAGUCAGCAUUUUCUCCCAUAGCGUCCUCCAUAGCUAGUGCCCAUUCGUUGAACUCCAUUCGUAACGCCUGGGGUAGCAUGAGCCGGGGACUUCUUGCUAUGCCCUACCCACCUGCAUUUCCUGGGCUAACUCUGGGUAGUAAUUAUUCUGCUUACAACGGACUCACAACUGAUAGUGCAUCCAAACCAUUCCCUUACACCAUGUACCCAUACUGUCCGACAAAACCCUUUACUGCUUCCACCAGUGACAAGUCUGGAUGCCUUGGCGAAUGAAAGGAACAAUUCGGUGGUUAUGUUGAACUGUAAAGGGGUGCUCAAUCAAAUGGCACGUGUGAGAGGCAGGACGUGAGUAAUACUCCUUAACUUCAUAAAUGUCUCAAUGAUAAGGAACAAUUCUGACAGGUUCGUGGCUUGAACAUUGAACAGGUGUUUCUUAUAUAUAAGUGCUUGUCAAAUGCACCGAAAGUGUUCAGCUCUAUUUCGAAAUUACAGAAUCAUCAUGACAUUCAGUAUGUAGACAUGUAGACUUUCUACCGACAUACUCCAUUGAGAAGUAAAUGAACAUUUUUUACUUUUUCACAUACCGAAACAACACCUAUUUAUGGGUGAAAAUGCAAUGAAAUUUGAUAAGAACAAUAAAUACCGAAAACUACCGAGAACUCAUGAAUAUGACUGAAAGCUUCUGAUAACUGUCACGAAAUAAUGUCAAGAAUCAACGUACAAAUGCCAAGCUAUGGUUUGAGGUUGUUUGACAGUGACUGUGAACAGUGUUUACCUGUCCACGGAAGUAAAUAAGAACAAUUAAUGAUUGCAGCAUAUCUGUCUCUCAUUAACAUAUAUUGUGAACAGGAAUAUGUUCACAUUUAUAUAGAAUUAUUUAUUCUUAUUAUUUAUGAAUAUUAAAUAUGAAUUAUUGAAUGGGAGGCAACAUGUAUCAUAUACGCAUGCGUAGUUUUUGUUAUGUAAGUGUAUGUAAAUUGGAAUUGAGACUUAAUAAGAGACCUUGAUAAGACUUUUGUUUGAGAAAAUAUCACGUGUAAAAUCGAUGAUCAUCGUGAGCACAUGAACACAGAUUGACAAUUGUGCAAUAAGCCAUCGUGACUCGCACAUAGCCGCAUAUGGCUAUUUAUAAUAAAGUUUGAAAGUGUUACAUUAAGUCAGUCAAUAAUCCCAGUCAGGGUAACACAGAGAUCGUCAAUUAUUAGGUAACCAUUGUACUGUUCACGUGUAUUAUUGUUACAUUGUCACAUAUAUAUUUGUUCGAUUGUAAAAAGGAUAUGUAGUUAUAUUUUUUCUGAUUAAAUUACCGAAGAAAUGAAAUGUA